GUAAGAGCCAUUUUGCGCUGAAGAAACACUACAGUCUCAGCGCAUUCCCACAUCAAUUAACCCCUCCCUCAGCUUCCUGACGCACCACUGCGUACCAGGCCCUGCAAAACCAGACUCCCUCAGUCUGAUGAUUUUGCCAGGGGGGGCUCCACCUGCAUUGAUGUUGCUGAGCAAGGGAGAGGCUGAGAGCCUAUAGGAAAAAAAUACAACAACUGGGUGAGGAAGAAGACGGCGGAUGAUAGCAGACUUGAUGGAAUAGCCCACUGCUGUCCGCAAUCUCAACAGGAUAUUGUCAUCAGGAAUCAGGUGGCAGGUGGCCUCUGAUUCCUGGCUGGGCUUCGUCCCAUCAGAUCCUGUGCAGUAGCAGAGCUCCAGCACUCAGACACCAUGGCAGGUGCCUCGGUGAAAGUAGCCGUGAGGGUCCGUCCCUUCAAUUCACGAGAGAUUGGAAAAGAGAGCAAGUGUAUCAUCCAAAUGUCAGGCAACACUACCACAAUUAUAAACCCAAAACAGCCGAAGGAGAGCAAGAGCUUCAACUUUGACUAUUCCUAUUGGUCACAUACAACGCCAGAAGAUGUGAAUUAUGCAUGCCAAAAGCAGGUUUUUAAAGACAUAGGGGAGGAAAUGCUUCUGCAUGCUUUCGAGGGAUAUAACGUCUGUAUCUUUGCCUAUGGGCAAACUGGGUCAGGAAAGUCAUAUACCAUGAUGGGCAAGCAAGAGAAAGACCAAGAAGGCAUCAUCCCAUUGCUAUGUGAGGACCUGUUUACCAAGAUCAGUGCCAAUAAUGACAACAGCAUGUCAUACUCGGUUGAGGUCAGUUACAUGGAGAUCUACUGUGAGCGUGUGCGGGACCUUCUGAACCCAAAGAACAAAGGGAAUCUGCGUGUGCGAGAGCAUCCUCUGAUGGGACCGUAUGUGGAGGACCUAUCAAAACUGGCCGUUACUUCCUACAAUGACAUACAGGACCUGAUGGACUCUGGAAACAAAGCAAGGACUGUGGCGGCCACCAACAUGAAUGAGACCAGCAGCCGCUCCCAUGCGGUGUUCAACAUCAUCUUCACACAGAAACGACAUGAUAGUGACACAGACAACACAUCUGAAAAGGUCAGCAAAAUCAGCUUGGUAGACUUGGCAGGGAGUGAGAGGGCUGAUUCUACUGGAGCUAAAGGCACUAGACUCAAGGAGGGAGCCAAUAUCAACAAAUCUUUAACAACACUAGGCAAAGUUAUCUCUGCUCUGGCUGAGAUGGACUCUGCACCAAACAAGAACAAGAAGAAGAAGAAAGUGGAGAGCUUUAUUCCAUACAGAGAUUCAGUUCUGACUUGGCUGCUGAGGGAAAACCUCGGAGGAAACUCGCGCACUGCUAUGGUAGCAGCUCUAAGCCCUGCUGAUAUUAACUAUGAUGAGACGCUCAGCACACUCAGGUACGCUGACCGAGCCAAGCAGAUCCGCUGCAACGCUGUCAUCAAUGAAGACCCCAACAACCGCCUGGUGCGUGAGCUGAAGGAAGAGGUGGCACGUCUGAAGGAUCUGCUCUAUGCUCAGGGUCUUGGAGACAUCAUUGAGACAUAUCGGGCACAGGCUCCUGGGAUAUCUGCUCUCAAAUACUUGUCAAGUUACAAGACUAAUCUCAGUAGCAUCCAGGCUGUCAAUCAAAGGGGUGAUUUCUCCACAGUGACCAAUGCCAUGACAGGGAUGAGUCCUUCGCCUUCCCUCUCUGCCCUGUCCAGCCGAGCUGGCUCCAUCAGCAGCCUGCAUGACCGGAUCAUGUUCAGCCCGGGAAGCGAGGAAGCCAUUGAGAGGCUGAAGGAAACUGAGAAGAUAAUCGCAGAACUCAAUGAAACUUGGGAAGAGAAGCUUCGUCGCACCGAGGCAAUUAGAAUGGAAAGAGAGGCACUUUUGGCUGAAAUGGGUGUGGCGAUGAGGGAAGAUGGAGGAACUGUUGGAGUCUUUUCACCAAAGAAGACACCUCACCUGGUCAACCUCAAUGAAGAUCCACUGAUGUCGGAAUGCUUGUUGUACUACAUUAAAGAUGGAAUCACCAAGGUCGGCCGGGAGGAUGCCAGCAGUCGGCAGGAUAUUGUCCUGAGCGGCCACUUCAUUAAAGACGAACACUGUAUCUUUACAAUGCCGUGGACAAAGCAAGAGACAGAACUGGCCCUCUGGGCUUUCCGGAAAUGGCGAUUCUAUCAGUUCACCUCUCUCAGAGACUUGCUAUGGGGAAAUGCAAUUUUCCUCAAGGAGGCUAAUGCCAUUAGUGUGGAGCUAAAGAAAAAGGUUCAGUUUCAGUUUGUACUACUAACGGACACACUGUACUCCCCGCUGCCCCCUGACCUCUUGCCCCCCAGCAUAGCCAAAGAUAGGGAGAAAAGGCUGUUCCCUCGCACCAUCGUAGCAGUAGAGGUUCAGGACCAGAAAAAUGGUGCCACACACUACUGGACACUGGACAAACUCAGACAAAGACUGGAUUUGAUGAGAGAAAUGUAUGACCGAGCAGCAGAGGUGCCCAGUACUGCAGUCGAGGACUGCGAUCAUAUGAUGUCCGGCGGUGACCCCUUCUAUGACCGCUUUCCAUGGUUCCGUCUGGUUGGUCGCACUCCCAUUCUCAACACGUGCAUGAGCGAGCGCAUGAGUGACCUUACCCUCUCCCCCACCCUCUCUGACCCCGACUCUGACAUAACCGAGCUCGCUGAUGAGCGGCAUUAUGGGAAAGUCGAGGUGGAGGAGGAGGAGUUGGAUGACCUGGAUGAUGAGAUCUUUAUGGAGGACCCUGGCUCAGAGCUUGGGAGAGAGGAGGAGGAUGGUGUGGGGGAGCACUGCCCAGGUGUCAGCGAUGGCCAGGACCCCUUUUACGACCGCUGGCCUCUGUUCAGUUUAGUGGGAAGGGCAUUUGUGUAUCUGAGUAAUCUGCUGUACCCUGUGCCAUUAGUGCACCGUGUGGCCAUUGUGAGUGAGAAAGGCGAGGUCAAGGGGUUCCUCCGUGUGGCAGUACAAGCCAUAUCAGCUGAUGAAGAGGCUCCUGAUUAUGGCUCAGGUGUAAGACAAUCAGGAACUGCCAAGAUCUCAUUUGAGGAUCAACAGUUUGAGAAGUUCCAUACAGAAUCAUGCACCGGUGGGAUGUCUCACACAAAUACAUCUCAAGAGGAGCUGCGAAUCGUAGAAGGAGAAGGGCAAAACUCAGAUAUGGGCCUCAGUGCUGAUGAGGUCAACAACAACACCUGUGCAGCCUCUCCUGAUGUUCCUAACAGUCCUCUGAAGGGUGGUCUGGAAUGUCCUCUUGAUGUGACUCAGGAAAUAUCACUCCAGCACUUGAAUAUCGGCAGCAACUUCACCUUCAGGGUCACAGUGCUUCAGGCCUCCAGCAUCUCUGCUGAGUAUGCAGAUAUCUUCUGCCAGUUCAAUUUUAUUCACAGGCAUGACGAGGCAUUUUCCACUGAGCCAUUAAAGAAUACAGGCCGAGGGCCUCCACUGGGAUUCUACCAUGUACAAAAUAUAACCGUGGAGGUCACCAAGUCUUUCGUGGAAUACAUCAAGAGUCAGCCAAUCGUUUUUGAGGUGUUCGGCCACUACCAGAAACAGCCUUUCCCUCCUCUCUGCAAGGACUUAAUUAGUUCCUUACGUCCAACAAGAAGGCAGUUCCCUAGAGUUAUGCCUUUGUCAAAGCCAGUGCCCGCCACUAAACUGAACACGCUGACACGCUCCACUGCUGGCCCCUGUCACUGCAAAUAUGACCUUAUGGCAUUCUUUGAGAUCUGUGAGCUGGAGGCCAAUGGAGACUACAUCCCAGCUGUUGUUGAUCACAGGGGUGGAAUGCCCUGCCAUGGUACAUUCCUGUUGCACCAGGGCAUCCAAAGGAGAAUUACAGUAACUAUUGCCCAUGAAACCGGCAAUGAUAUUGAGUGGAAGGAGGUUAAAGAGCUCGUCAUAGGGCGUAUCCGUAACACACCCGAGGCGGAUGAGACUAUCAUCGACCCCAACAUCCUGUCCCUCAACAUCCUGUCUUCAGGCUACAUACGACCAUCUUAUGAUGACAGAGUGUCAUUGGGAAUUGACCAUAGGACAUUUUACCGCUUUGAGGCUGCAUGGGACAGCUCCAUGCACAACUCCCUCCUGCUGAACCGUGUCACUCCAUAUGGAGAGAAAAUUUACAUCACCCUCUCCGCCUAUCUUGAGAUGGAGAACUGCACUCAGCCCACUGUCAUCACUAAGGACUUUUGCAUGGUGUUCUACUCCAGAGAUGCUAAACUUCCUGCAUGUCGCUCCAUUCGAAACCUUUUCAGCACUGGUGCCUUUAGGCCCUCUGAGAGUAACCGUGUGACUGGAGUGUAUGAAUUAAGCCUCUGCCAUUUGGCUGACAUUGGAAGCCCUGGUAUGCAAAGGAGGCGCAGACGGGUGCUGGACACCUCAGUGGCAUAUGUGCGCGGAGAGGAGAACCUUGCGGGUUGGAGGCCGCGCAGCGACAGCCUCAUCCUGGACCACCAGUGGGAGCUGGAGAAACUUAGCCUCCUACAAGAGGUGGAGAAGACCAGGCAUUACCUUCUGCUGAGAGAGAAGCUGGAAACAUCUCUACUGCUGGGACAGGACUCUUUCUGUGGCAAAGACCUGAUGGAUUCACCAAAGGCCUCCAGCCCCAUGAUCAACCCAGUAGUCAGUCUGUGUCUGGACAGUCCCAACGAGAGGCAGAGGGAGCUGGCUGCCAAGUGUGUGCGACUGCUCAUGCACACCUUCAACAGGCAGUACAGCCAGGUGAGCUGCAGUCUCAGUGAGAGCAAGCUGUCAGAGAUGUCUGCAUCACUUUUAAGAGACAGUUCUUCUUCCCCUCUGAGCACUUUGACACCCUCCUCCACCUGCCCGUCACUGGUGGAUGGGCACUAUGGCAGUCCAGACCUCAGAGACGCUGAGGCAAACUCUGGUGCCUCUAGCCCUGAUCUCGACCCCUUCAGCCCUAUAGAGAGAAAACCCAGGAGCUGCACCUUCAUCCCGAACAUCCAGGAGAUUCGCGUCAGCCCUAUUGUGUCAAAGAAAGGCUAUCUACACUUUCUCGAGCCACACACCAGUGGCUGGGUGAAGCGUUACAUUGUGGUGCGGCGGCCAUAUGUCUACCUGUACCGCAGUGAGAGAGACUGCGUGGAGAGAGCCAUCAUCAACCUGUCCUCUGCUCAGGUGGAGUACAGCGAAGAUCAGCAGGCCAUGCUGAGGGCUCCUAACACUUUUGCAGUGUGCACUGAGCACCGCAACAUUCUCCUCCAAUCAGCCAAUGACAAAGAGAUGCAUGACUGGCUGUACGCAUUCAACCCACUGCUGGCAGGAACUAUCAGGUCUAAGCUUUCCAGACGAAAAUCAGGACAGAUGAGGAUGUGAAAGUGUUUUUCUCUGGCUGAAACCAUAAGCAGAUAGCUAACAGGCCGUUAUGAUGUAAUUAGGUCAUGUGAUCAUAAGUGCCCUAUCCCCAUGUCAUCACAGCUGCCUCUUGCCUGCCCUUCCCAGCAUUCCCCUCUCAGUCUGUCCAUGCCAACCAUAGACUGUGGGCCUGGCUUCACAGAGUGUGUGUGUGUUUAUGUGUGUGUGUCAGGCCAUAUUUAGUGUAAAUUUACAACAUGGAAAUAUAUUUAGAACUUCCCUCUAACAUAGCUAAAAGCUAGAAUGGCAAAACAGCAUCUUAAACACGGCCCUUCUCUUAGUUCAUUUGUAAAUGUGACUCGACGCUCUGUUUGUGUAUGUGCUUCUGCAGAGUAGAUGUCAAGUGCUUUUACCUGGGCUUCAGUAGCUGCCUCUUGGUUUUGUUCAUUCUACCAUGAUCAUUGUGAUUUUUGACCGGAUGCAUAGCUUAUUUGGAGGUCACCUUUUAUGCAGUGGAUGACAGAAGGUUGCUAUUGAUUUUAGAC
This is a messenger RNA of Sinocyclocheilus rhinocerous, 5885 nucleotides long. Its product is annotated as kinesin-like protein KIF1A. Gene Ontology annotation, molecular function: microtubule binding; ATP binding; microtubule motor activity. The transcript has 46 exons. Lineage: Eukaryota; Metazoa; Chordata; Actinopteri; Cypriniformes; Cyprinidae. Gene Ontology annotation, biological process: microtubule-based movement. The record is from RefSeq and is a predicted model, not a curated record. The coding region runs from base 388 to 5361 and encodes 1657 amino acids.